Molecule: messenger RNA, 1564 nt
Organism: Xylaria bambusicola
Lineage: Eukaryota; Fungi; Ascomycota; Sordariomycetes; Xylariales; Xylariaceae
Exons: 3
Coding region: 453-1496 (347 amino acids)
Source: RefSeq, a predicted model, not a curated record
UGGCUGACAACCUUCAAUCCACCGUAGAAAUCCCCGAUGAUAUUCUUAUUUCUGUGUCAAUGUUACAUCACGAGCGAUUGUGAGGGCAUAUGGUACGAAACCCACCCUUGCACACCGGUUUCUCAGCACUCAACACCUUUUUGUCUUCGCAUGUCUGAUUAUGGAUUCUAUGAGCGAGCGAGGACCAGACUUCCCUAGCGCUAGAGACGGCUCACCCGGCUUUGAUUAUUUUAAGUCUCGUGAGGGCUAGGCGAGGCUAGGUAUCUUCAUUCCGUCGGCUUGCCGGCCCGGUGUUCUUCACCACAGAAGUUUCUUGUAUAACCUGGGACUAUUUCAAUGAGAACGAGCAUAUCCCACGUAUUUAAGAACUUGGGUGGGAUCUCCCUUCGCGAUUUUGACUUGGCCCUGGUCUCAAGUUCUAGAAACCAGAAUCAUAGCCAGCUUGCACUAGCAUGCAUUGCUACAACAACAGGCAGAUGACGAGCAAGGGGCUCUUCUUCGCCAUUUGGGCGGCUGUUUUGUUCUUAUUCUUUACACCCUAUGUGCAAUCUAUUCCACUCGCCACCGGGGAAAAAUCAGCACCAGAUGCCUUCUUUAUUCCAUCCGCUAGUAGUUGGUAUAACAGCUCUAAGACAACCAGACUAGUCAAACGUGGGGGCGGCGAUUUAGGUGGUGAUCCUUAUAUUCCUUCAUGGCCCGCUCGCCAAAACACAGGAAGAAUGCUUUGGUGCCUUAUGAAUAGUAAGCUAGCUCGGCAGAGUGAGUUUACAGCUGAUGACCUAGAUGAAUACGGGUGGGAGGCAGAAUCUGUCUUGAACUCGGUCGUGGAAGAGUUUCGUGACCAUAUCAGACCACUCUACGAUCAGCUAGGUUUCAAUGUAGAUGGCGAACAGGCCUGGGGCGAUAUGCAUAUUAAUGACUGGGGGGUGGACGACAACGGCAGACCAAACCAGGGAACGUUGGGAGCCUAUCAAAACAUAUACAAUGGUCCUCAGGGGUAUAUCAUAGCAUACACCAAUGUAGCACCUGCAGAAUCAGGAUUUGUUGCGCCGAUUCCGCCAUUACAGAAGUGGUCAGAUAUAACAGCAUUCCGGUGGGAGAGCGUGGCAGCCGGGCAAAGGCUGAACUAUGUUGUUCGGGAUCAUAUCGCCAACUGGAAUACGCGUAUGUCGAUUUACAACGCCUUACGAACCGCCGCCCAGGCUACUUUACCGACCUGGCCCGGUUCUGACUUCACUAUCAACGAGGAUGGCACCAACCCCCUUGCGUCAGCCUUCUGGGGCCUCCUCGGCACUUACCAUGCUGCUGGUCCCGCCUACAUGCUGGCCCAGCACAAGAACAUAUUCGGACAUAAAACUAUCACCAGAAUUCGCAUAUGGGAUGAAGAAAGAGCUUGGCCUAUCUCGAAUACGCUUGACGAUUUACGAGCUAUGACGCCGAACAUGCUGAUCUAUGUCGAUGAUGUCGCGACUGAUGUUGAACCCAUGCAAGGCUAAGCGUUGAUUAGUAACACUGAAACUGAGAAUAGUCACAGAUAGUAUAAUCAAGAAUUCAUUGUACCCUA